GUCUUAGGAGCAUUUGAAAAAAGAAGUUUAGCUUUGCUUUUCCUUUCGGUAUUGUUGGUACGUGUUCCUUUUCUUAAAAACACAUUUUACUUGUUUUACUUCCUUUCUUUGUUCGCGAUAGCUUGAUUUUGGACUACUAUGUCUCUCUAGAUUAUGUUAUGUUUUAAACAAACUUGGGUGAUUAUGUCUCUCCCGAUUAUGUUCUGGGAAGCAUCGGUAAGUCUGCGUUUUCUGGUUUAGGAUUAACCUCUUCACUCCUCAUCUCAGUUCCUUGAAUUUAUAAAUUUAGUACUCUUCCUCCGCCUUUUGGACUAAAAGAAUAGUUAGACCAACCUACUAAAAGAAUAGUUAGACCAGUCUUAAUGAAAACUUAUUAAGAAGUGUUUAAAAAAAAUUUCUUAUUUUAUUUUAUGGAUGUCUUAACUCAAAAAAGUAUUUUAUUUUAGACACUAUUUUUUUAUUUACUUUUAUUACUAAGACAUUUUACUUUAGACAUAUAAAGUUUUCUUUUGGAGUUGCUUUUAGUUAAUGUAAGGCUAAUUUUUGUGUGGAAAUACAGAGGUUUUUUUGUUGAAUUCAAGUUUUUUUUUUUGUUAAGUUGUUUUUUUUUGAAGUUCUAGAAAUUUCUGCUUAAUAUUCCACUGUAUACAUAUAUUUUACUAUAAAUAUUACUGAAAUUUAGAUUAAAGACAAGAGAAAAAAAUUAAAAACAAGGCGAUAUCAUUGCCACAUACUCCCUCCGUUUUUUAAUAUUAGAUGUUUUAUAACUUUUUUCUUUUAAAAUAUAUAUAAAAUUUUCAGAAAUCAAUGCAAAAAUUAUUUAUAAAUGACUUGUUUUAUCUUUACAUUAAUUGAUAACUAAAUAAUAACAAAAAGGUUAUAAUAAACAUUUUUUAGUUUUUUUAUAAACUAAAACUGAGGGAGUAUUGAAAAGUCAGUGUAAGUGGUUAUUGUUUAUUUGAAGGGAGAAUCGAAAGAUAAAGAGAGAACAAAACGAGAUGAAAAUUAUAUAUUUUCUUCUCUCUAUACUCUAUUUGUACCCCUUUCCUUCUACACUUCGAUGGUUCGUUUGAAGAAAGAAAACCCUUUGUUUUACAAAUCUCCCUCCUUUUUUUUCCCGUUAGUCUCGCCAUCAAUCGCGACUCUCCGAAACCUCAAAACCCUUCUAAAGAUGAAACCUUUUGUUUCAAUUCAAAGAGCGUGAAUCAACUCGAUUCGAACCGACAUCAUUCUCCUUCAGUUUAUAAAAUCUUGGAGGCUUUUUUUAAAAAAGAAAAAAGCAAUUUGUAGGUUUGGUGCGCGACAGAGUGUGAUGGGUACUCGUGGGGACGAAGAAGACGAAGAUUGCUUCUUUGAUGCUCAUGCUCCUGAAGAAGAAGAAGAAGAAGAAGUAGAUGUAUCAUCUGUUUCCCGGGAAUUUGGAAGUUUACAUCUCUGGACCAACAACCCUGACAGUGUUUCUAAUCGACGGCGUAAGUUUUUCCAAUCUAUGGGGUUUAGUUUCAAAAAGGCCGCAGGAGACGUUUCCUUGGACUCCGAUGAAGAUGAACUUGAACCGCCGCAAUCUCAACUUUCAAGUUCAGACUCGGUGGACGGCUCUUCUGGUGAAAGAGUGGAGGAGGUGGAUUUGGUGUUGUCGAGGAACGAUUCCUCUGGAUUUGAUCGAUGCUCUGUUUCUUCAUCCGAUGAUCAAGCCUUGUUGUCCAGGAACGAGUCCAGUAGUAGUAGCAGUAGUUUGCCUGAAGGAUUGAGUGAAUCCGGUUCAGGCAGAUCCGGUAGCUUUGGCGAUAUUCACAGCUCUCUAUCGAAGAAAGGGGCACAGUCUUGGUUAAAGAAGCUUGGUGUUUUGACACAUGUCCUUGAGUCUGGAGACUGUGAAUCAGUGGGGUCGCCGUUGAAGCGAAUGGCCCGAGUUCAGGCAUACAAAAAGCAGUUCAAGGAGCUCUCGGCUCUGUGUGUUGACCAAGAGUUUGCAGCGCAUGAUGGCUCCAUCUUAGCCAUGAGGUUCUCUCCUGAUGGGAAAUACAUUGCAACCGCUGGUGAAGACUGCGUUGUUCGAGUGUGGUGCACAGUCGAGGAAGAGAGAACGGACAAGUAUGAAGUAGCUGAGGUCGAUUCUGGUGUGUACUUUGGGAUGGAUCAACAGUCUCAGAUUGAGCCUCUGAAUAUGAUGAGCACUGAGAAAACAGAGAAGAAGAUGACAAGUUUUUUGAGGAAAUCAUCCGACUCAACCUGCGUUGUGUUACCCUCUAAGAUCUUCGGUAUAUCGGAGAAACCUCUGCACGAGUGGAGAGGACACACCGGUGAGAUCUUGGAUCUUUCCUGGUCGGAGAAAGGGUAUCUCCUGUCAUCUUCUGUGGACGACACUGUUCGCUUAUGGAGAGUAGGCUGUGAUGAAUGUCUCAAAACUUUCUCUCAUAACAAUUUCGUGACUUGUGUGGCAUUCAACCCUGUGGAUGAUAACUACUUUAUAAGCGGAUCGAUAGAUGGGAAAGUCCGUAUAUGGGAUGUAACCCGUUGUCGGGUUGUCGACUACACAGAUAUAAGAGACAUUGUAACGGCUGUGUGCUAUCGUCCAGAUGCAAAGGGUGCAGUAAUAGGUUCCAUUACAGGGAGCUGUCGCUUCUACCGCAUCCUCGAGAAUCAGCUGAAGAUGGAUAGAGAGAUCAAUUUACAUGGAAAGAAGAAGGUUCCAAGCAAAAGGAUCACUGGUCUAGCGUUCUUUCCCAAUGACUCGGAGAAAGUAAUGGUUACUUGUGCUGAUUCACAGAUUCGAAUCAAUGCGUCUGUAGCUUUACCUUGGCUCAGACAGGAAAACCGGAACAGCCUGAGCGAGUGCAUCACAUGUUUGGAGCAGAAGCUAGGGAGAGUGGACUGCUGUUUCUCGCCAACGAAAGGGUCCACAACGUGGCCUGAGGAGGAGCUGGAAGAAGCUGCAACAACAAUGAGCAGCAGAGGGGAAAUGUUGAAGCUCGUGAGGAGCGCAUGGCAGCCACACAUGUGGGGGCUUGUGAUAGUGACAGGGACUUGGGAUGGAAGGAUCAGAGUAUUCAACAACUAUGGCUUGCCGAUUCGGGUCUAA
Molecule: messenger RNA, 3082 nt
Organism: Thlaspi arvense
Lineage: Eukaryota; Viridiplantae; Streptophyta; Magnoliopsida; Brassicales; Brassicaceae
Source: the annotation of a GenBank genome assembly